GUAAGUCAACUGCAGCAGCCUUGUGCGGCGCCGAGGCCGCCCUUGUACGCACCGUUAUCUGCUCCACGAGCCACAAUGCGUUCGAUUGCAGCAAAAUGCUGCACCUCGUCACUUCCAAUCUCGUGCCUUCUAGCAGGAAACGCUCAGCUAGGAAAGCCAGCGUCGUCUUUGGUGUACGUGCUACUGCAUGGAACGACAGGGUGGUCCACCUUCAUGUUCUUCGAUGUGCUGCUUCAACUUGGGUUCGUCCUCAAACGCCGUGGCUUGAGCCCGAACCGCUUCUUCACGUGCUGCACCGCGUCCCGUCGUGCCAUCCAUGACCUGGCUGAACCUCAUCUCGCGCAGAGCCACCAAGUUGACUCUGACGGCGAGUUGGAAUUCCGCAGGAGUAGCCGAGGUGGUGGAACGUGGCUGCAUCUCUUCGACGCCAGCCAACUCGUUCGCGUUGUGUUUGUCCAGGAUGUCUUUCGUCAAAUGUGUCUUGCUUGUGAUCAAUAAACCAUGGCAGGGGUUUGGGCUGCAGGGUUUAUUCUGAGAGUCCGCGACGGCUGA
Messenger RNA from Culex pipiens pallens (northern house mosquito), 552 nucleotides. RefSeq lists its product as uncharacterized. The coding region runs from base 76 to 498 and encodes 140 amino acids. The transcript has 2 exons. The record is from RefSeq and is a predicted model, not a curated record. NCBI's taxonomy places the organism in Eukaryota, Metazoa, Arthropoda, Insecta, Diptera, Culicidae.